UCCGCCCUUUCCAAGAUGGCAACUGACACGCACCGAAUCAAACCGCCAAACGAGAUGGACACUAAUUCACUUUUUGACAAGAUGACGAUUGAAGAGAUACGUGACACUGAAAAGAAAAUCAGACUUGACAUUGAGAAGAAGAAGGAAGAUCUACGAGUCAUGGUUGGAGAGCGGUAUCGGGACUUGAUCGAGGCAGCCGACACCAUCAAAGACAUGAAGACCAGUUCGGAGAAUGUGACCCAGUCUAUCGGCCACAUGGAGGACAUGUGCAAACAGCUGAAGCAGAACUACAUGGUGCGUGGGGUGUCCUACCACCAAAAGGCCAAGGCCGACAACACCACGGGCAAGAAGAAGCAAGAGGCUGAGUUUUAUGGCGUAGCUGCUCAGAUUAAGCUCUUGCUGGAUAUGCCAGAGAAGAUCUGGAGCAGCAACGAUAGCCGUGACUACCUGACCGCCACCCAGUUGUACCUCCUGGCUCGUCACGUCAACACCAGUCUGCAGCUCAACUCCCAGCGCUCUGCCAACAUCCUGUCCUGGUUCCCGGUGCUCACCCGGCAGUGGGCCGCCAUCAGCCACUUCAAGAACACCAUCCUGCAGGGAUGUCGCAGCUCUCUGAAGGACAUGGAGGGAACCUACACAGAUAAGCAAAUAGCUGAGUUCCUGUGUUCGAUCCUACUGUUGGAAGACAGCACCCCCAGACAAGUCUUCAAUGAGUUCCUUCUUGCCAGGACUAAAGCCCUGCAGCAAGCCCUCCACACUAGCCUGCAUGGGAACAUCAAAGACCAGGUGUCCUCGGUGGUUCGCCUCCUCAUCAACACCGUUCACCAGAUCCACGCCGUCUUCUACAACACCGCCAUUGCAGGGGAGAAGGAAAAAGGAGGGCAGUGCAAUCUGCUGUCGGAGAUCCUGGAGCAGGUGCUCAACAAGUCCCAGGAAGCUGGGGGUUUGCUGAGCCUGCAGGGAUCAAUAUCAGCCAAAUGUCUGCCAAAAUCUGUCAAAGAUUUCCGUCCUGUGCUGAGAAGUGCAGGGUCCACAAUAUCCUCCCAACACAUCCAGGACAACUGCCAACAGUGGAUCAACACCUGCAUCAAUGACAUUAAGUCUGGGGUGGGGAAACUGCUGGGAUUUGUCAACACCGUGAAGCGCCUGGCGGACAUCCGAGACUCACUGUGGGAGCUCCUCACUCAGGAUGGGGAUGAGAGUCAGUGGGAUUUGAUCUGCCGGAGAGUCGUCAACAAAACACUGCGUGUCUGGGGGGACUUCCUGCAACCACUCUUUGUGGACAGGGUCAAGCAACUGAUCCAGUAUCAGCUUGACACAGCAGCGGAACACACCAAGCGGAAUGUGUCCAAGGUGAUGAUCGAACUCACCCCCGACACCAAUGACAGCUCGCUGCAGCAUGAAACGAACCUGGCCAGCUAUCUGUGGACUGAGUCGAGCGGAGACAUUGCUGCCAGCUCGGUGUGGACCCCCUCCAACAAGAGUCUGGCUGAUGGUGGGGGCCUCAUCCUCAAGGCCCGGGCCUUUACACCGGCAGUACAGAGCUUAUGUCGGCACAUAGACGACAAGCUGAAGAAUCUUCUCGAGGACAACAGACCCUACCUUCAGGCAGGGGAGGAGGAGGAAGGGGCGGUGUCAGGGGUCAAGAAGACCCUGGACACUCCAGGCCCCUUUGAUAAGUAUGGAGACAGCAUGUUGAUACUGACCUACGUCCAGUCCGCCAGCACCACGGCUGUCCAGGAUGUCUUGAAUUAUCUCACAGAGCAGUUAAAACUGUGGCAGAAAUCAUUUGAAAUUCCUGAUCCAACGACAAACUUCAGCACGGAGAACAAAAUUCUUCUGGUCGGAAGGCUGUGUUCAGCGUUGGCCGAGUUGGCCCCCCACCUGCAGCAGUGCAUUCUGGGGCCUGUGGUGUGGCAGAAGUCCGACACAGUCAGGUCUGUGAAGAAGGUCAGCAAGUCUUCCAAACAAACGGAACAUCCCGAGUGGGCAAGUGUCAGAACAAAACUAGACGAGUGUAAGCUCAAGGCCUAUAAAUUCUGGGUUGACCACAUAACAAAGGUGUCAGUGUCUGAGUUUUCUAAAGCCUUACAUGCGGAGAACCUCAGUUCUGUUGUCGAACAUGCCACGAGAUGGGAUGAGGUGGACAUUCAGGAGGAGACUGAGGAGGGGAAGAAACACAGCUCCAAGAUCAUGGUCCCCAUGCAGCCGUCCUGGUACCUCCACUCACUGUUGUUCAAGCUGUGCCAGGACCUGAACAAGGUCGGGGGACAGGCGCUGCCCAGGUCAGUUGUACAAGACUUGUUACACAAAAUGACAGAUGGGAUUGUCAAUGUGUAUCAAGACUUUGUAAAGGGAGGUAAGCGGCGUGUGAGGAAGAGUGGCCUCCCUUUGACCCAACAGCAAGCACUGCAGUCCCUGUUUGAUAUCAGAUACCUCCUUCAGAUUAUUCCAAGGAAGGAUGACACAAAGACCAGUAAGACAUACCAGAAGAAAGCUCAGUCUAUCUGUGAGUCCCUGGAAGAGGUGGUUGACCCCUUCGACCUGGACGUGUUCAGUCCUUACAUGCAGGUCAACCUGCACAGACAAAGCCAGAGGACUGCUGUGAUAUUUGGUUCCCUGGCGGCCCUGGACAAGCAGAGUGUUGUGUCCACCGGGAGGGCACCUGCAGCUGGGCAGCACGAGCAGCACAAUGUCCUGCCUUUAUCCUCCUGUAACAGCAGGUUCCCCCUCCUGCCACUCAGCACACAGCAGAGCAGGUCCUCCAUGCAGAGUUAUGUCCCCUCACAGACAAUCACCAGGGGACUAGACUCAGGCAAUCAGUCGCUGACAUUGGCAGUGGAGGCUGUGUUGCCGAAGUCAGCGUCACAGACUGAUCUUAGCAGCUCCCUCUAUGACAAACUGGGCAGCAUGGGUUCCCGAUUCUUCUCCAAGCUCCAGGACAAGUGAUCAGGGUUCCUGGUCCACAUCUAGAGUCUGUAACAGUGGCACAGCAGCAGCAGCAGCAGCAUGGUCUCCUCCAUGACCAGCAGGACAACCAGUGUCUUCACAUUAGGAUCAGUUGCUGAUCACAACCUCCUUUAUAACUUCAACUUGACAAUUUUUAUUGCAAAUUCCAUGUGUUUGUGAUAUCAGACUUUUGCCACAUGGACUCACUCAGAAGUUGACUGGCCUUCAUAACUCUUAUGGAAACAUUCACUGCUGAUGGGGUUUACCUCUUUGGCCAUGUGGAGAAGGUGUCCGACCUUGGAUCUGGUGGUCCCAUUGCAGGAGUUGAAAAUGUUUUUGCCAUUACAUUUACAGUAUACUAUUGUUUGUUGCUAAACUUUUUUUGAGGUAUUGUUAUAUAAGCACAAUGUUCAUAAAACAAGAUUAUUACAUAAUGCAUAUAAUAGUGAUAUGUUUUGUUUGGGAGAGUAUGUAACAUGCUAGCACUGAUAUCCUAUUCUUCUACUUAGGGCAUGUAUGCUAUGAGCACCUAUCGCACCUGCAUAUAUUAUAUCCCAGUACCUGUGACAGAAAAUAGUGAUAUACCAAAUAUCUAAUCUUGAGGGAAAAUUUGAUGGAUAGACAUCGUAGAUACUACUUCCGAGUACAAACAAGGGUUGUCUUUAACCAUAGAUAAAUAUAGGAAAUAAACCAUUAUAUUUAAAUUAUACAUGUUCAUGUCUUCAUGAAUAUGUGUUAUCGUUCCCUAGAUCUUAGCUUGUACCAGAAUGGUCAAGAUUUAAAUUAUUACUUGCUGCAAGGAGACCAGUUGAGAGUUCUUGUUUCUCAGGAUUAUUUUCAGAACUGACCAGGGAGGGAGGGGAGAUCAUAUUUACUAUUGUAUUUUUUCGUAGGUUACAGAUCUAUGAUAGUAAAUGAUUUGGGGCAUGAUAUGUUAUUAAGUGUAUUUGAAUGGCAUGAGCAAAAAGUUGAAAUCUGGAGCAAGAAUAAAAUUUGACAAAUUUAACAAAUUUAAAAAAAAUUGUGUUUUGACAGUACUUAAGAAUAUUUUAAAAUGAGAGGCUGGAUGGCCAAUUGUGGGAUAAGCAUGUCAUAGAAAACAGGACUUUCAUUUUAACUGUACUGCGGCUAUAGUAGUGCUGAACAUAAGGUAAGACUACAAUCAUGCUCUCACGUUUAAAAGUUACCCACUGUCCAGCAGUGCGGUAGAUGGGUUGCUGCCCAGCACAUCAGAGUAAGUGUUUACUUGUCAAGUUUGUAUAUCUGAGUUGUUUUGCCGUUCUGCCAGCACCUGGGUGAUGUUUGUGGGGAUAGUGACCAAGUGGGAGUAAUGUAUACCAGCAUACAAUAUGUCUUGAUGAGAGUCCACAUAUCUUGUGGGUACAUGUUAGAACUGUGUGUGUCUAUUUGUUUGAAACAUUAUAGAUGAGAUAUAAGCUCAUUGGUAUUCACCUUGGCUCAGAAAACACAAGAAAACAGCUGAAGUGAUGUAGACAGCAUGACUAAACGGGAUUAUAUGGGAUUUUAAAUUUUCUGGACCCUGGUUUACUGUCCAGUCAGCUGGGCCUUACCACAUCAGAAAGACACAGGUUGCAAAGUUACUUAAUAUAACGGUAUAAAAAUCCAGCCAUUUCCAAUUUUGAGGUCUAUAGCCCUGAAUUCAGAAAGUCUCAAUACAAUUUAUCCAAACCGGGUCCCAGGGGAUUGGACUUAUAUCGUCUAAGGUACAAGAAAUUGACCUGUUGUUUAACAGUGGCCGACUUCUGUUGGAGGUUUUGCUAAUUAACCACCCAAGUUGUUAAGCCUGACAGCUACCUUCAGGUUAAUAUCACUCACAACACCUCACACGUACCAGAUAUUGUGUCAGUGUCAAUAGAUCACACUCCAGUUUCAUUUCAAGACCUCGGAAUAAGGGAAAUAUUGAAGUACAAGGUCAUGGAACAUAAGGCCCAUAUUAACAUGGUCAGCUGUUGGUUGGCCUAAUGUCAGAUUUCUUUAAUGCCUGUAAGUGGGAACUGGACUGGAUUAUCUUUUGUGAGCGUUUUUUUCUUCUUAUAAGUUUGAUUAUUGUUUUAAAUAAUUUGCUUUCUUGUUAUGAACAUAACCUGUAUUAAUAUUGAUCAAAUUCAAUAUGCCACUGCAAUUGAUUUAAGAAACUAAACAGUGAAAGUUACUUGUACAUGUGGGUACUGUACCAUGUUAUUAUUUAUGGUAAUCUUGUAUAUAGAUGCAGCUAUUCUCUACAUUAUUGUUAUCUGUUGGGCGACAUUGUGUUUUAUGUGCUGUUUGUGUGACGAGCUCUCACACAUCUGGGUGAAUAAUAUUAUUUCUACAA
Molecule: messenger RNA, 5284 nt
Organism: Haliotis rufescens (red abalone)
Lineage: Eukaryota; Metazoa; Mollusca; Gastropoda; Lepetellida; Haliotidae
Product: conserved oligomeric Golgi complex subunit 1-like
Exons: 28
Coding region: 16-2949 (977 amino acids)
Biological process (GO): intra-Golgi vesicle-mediated transport
Cellular component (GO): COG complex; Golgi apparatus
Source: RefSeq, a predicted model, not a curated record